Diceros bicornis minor is the source of this 1655-nucleotide messenger RNA. It is a transcript of the gene NEURL3, whose product is annotated as neuralized E3 ubiquitin protein ligase 3. The coding region runs from base 46 to 819 and encodes 257 amino acids. Lineage: Eukaryota; Metazoa; Chordata; Mammalia; Perissodactyla; Rhinocerotidae. The transcript has 4 exons. The record is from RefSeq and is a predicted model, not a curated record. Gene Ontology annotation, molecular function: ubiquitin protein ligase activity.
UUCCAGACCAUUCUUUCUAGACCUGUGCCUGAGGACCCCAGGCUGAUGGGUGCCCAGCUCUGCUCCCAGGAUGACGGCGCGGCGCCCCGCGAGAGCCUCCGCUUCCACGCCGAGGCCAAGGGCGCGCAGGUGCGUCUGGACGCGGCGCGGAGCAGCGCGCGCCGCUGCGCCACCUUCCGCGACGGCGUGGUGUUCAGCCAGCGGCCCGUGCGGCCCGGCGAGCGCGUGGCGCUGCGCGUGCUGUGGCACGAGGCGCGCUGGUGCGGCGGCCUCCGCGUGGGCUUCACGCGCCUCGACCCCGCGCGCCUGGCCGCGCGCAGCCUGCCGCCCUUCGUGUGCCCCGACCUGGAGCUGCAGAGCCCGACGUGGGCGGCCGUGCUGCCCGAGGGCAGCGCCUUCCCGGGGAACGUGGUCUGCUUCUGGGUGAACCGCCGCGGCCGCCUCUUCGCCGAGGUCAACGCGGGCCCCCCGCUCCUGCUGCGCACCGGCGUGCUCAUGGGCGCCCCGCUCUGGGCCGUGAUGGACGUCUACGGGACCACCAAGGCCAUCCAGCUGCUGGAUGCCACAGCCAGCGCCUUCCCCAGAGCCCUGCCGUGGGUCCCCAAGGAGACUCUGUCUGAGCCUGAAGCCACAGCCGGAGAGGAGUGCACUAUCUGCUUGCACCGUGCUGCCAACACCCGCUUUGUCCCCUGUGGCCACACACACUUCUGCAGCCACUGUGCCUGGCACGUCUUCAGGGACACGGCCAAGUGUCCUCUGUGUCGCUGGGAGAUCGAGGAGGUGGUCCUGGUGUGGGGCUCUUCUCUGAGUCUGCUUUGAGGACUGAAGAAGACCUCCCGGUGCCCAUGGCAGAUUACACCUAGCUCUGAGCGCGGCCCUGCAGAGGGAGGAGGCGCAGCCCACCCUCUGAUGGAGAAGAGUCAGAAAGGCUGGCCAGCAACAGGUGUGGCAGAGAGGGAGGCAGGGGGGCACUGGCUCUUCCCCGCUCCCCAGCCGAUUGGGGCCAGUGGAGCAAGAUGGAGCCCCUCUUUCUGUCCUCAUCAGAACCGUCUCCCUGAUGGGGUGUCUGGCUGUAGAAUGUGGCUCAGCAAUGGGCCAGCGGACUUCUGAUCCAUCUCCUUAGCUUCACGUUCAUUUGUGCCCAGGGCUUUUGGCUGGCUGCCUGGUCCAGCCACCGUAGACCUAGCAAUCCCUGGCGCACAUGAGUCCCAGGAGUCCCCAGAACGCGUGCGUGUCUGUGAGAACAGCUUUUGUUCAGAGAGGGGCGACCUGAUCCCUGACUUGACAGCAGAGGAAGUUCAGGUAUCUGUGUGUCCGGUGGAAGCCCUGCCCACCCCCAGGGGAAUCAGGAGCCUGGACCAGAUGCAGGGAGGCAUGCGGGUAGAAGAUUUACAGCCCCAUGUGGAAGCUGGGUCACCUCUGACUUCCAUAAAGCCGAUCACUAGUUACCCACCCUGCCUACGUUGCAGGGGGCCUGUGAGGUCCCAGUGAGAUCAUCCAUCUGAAGGUGAUUCCGCACAUGGCAGUGCACUUUUGUCAUUGUGCUUAUUUCUUCGCCAGUUUCUGAGAUAUCAAAAUAAAGUUUGUCUUCUACGAAUGAUCUUGUAAUGUCUGUGUCCCCUUUGUUGCUGUCAGUGGGAGUGGGUGGAGCCCUG